AUGGAGACGUAUCACGGUCACGUCCGCACUCCGGCGGACGCAAUCAUCCUCUUCGAAGCAUGCCGUAUCGGCCUUCUUCCCCGCGUUCAGAGACGACUUUCGGAGAAAGAGCGCCAGUCUAUCCAGUCCGGUUCGGUAUUCGUCUGGGAUGAGCGUGAAGCGGGUAUGCGACGAUGGACUGACGGCAAAUCAUGGAGUGCCAGUCGAGUAUCGGGCAGCUUUCUCACCUACCGCGAGAUGGAGGGCAAGCGCGGGGGUACCGUCACACAACCACUCAGAGCCGGUAAAACGCCUGACAGCAGAGGGAGCGAUGACGACCGCGGCGACGGUGCUGACGAUGGGCCUGACGGAUACCGAUAUAAGCCUGACGGACUCAUGAAGCAGUCCUUCAGCAUCACAACAUCCACCGGUCAACAUCUUCACCUCAUCAGUUACUAUUCGCGAUCGCACCCGGCUGCUGCCACUCUCCAACAACCCUCCACCGACCCUGCAUUACGGCAUGUACGUCCUCAGAAAGGACUGUAUCCAGAAUCCACCGUCAAUGACCAGCAGAAUCUGCCGGUGGUCACCCGCGGCCCCAUGGCGGGCGCCACUUACUCUGUCCCUCAUCCGAUGAGUGCAUAUGUGCGCGCUGGAGCUACACAUCCUCAAUCAUAUACUCCGCCCUAUGCGUGGCCCCCAACACCGCUGGGGACUCCGCCCACCAUCACUCUGCCAUAUGGCGCCUCCUACUUGUCCGCCGUACCCACACCUAAUGGCCCAGCCAUUGCGUACGGGCAACCGCCUCCCCAUCACCACCCGGCUCUUCCACCGCCCCCGCCGCAACACGGACUGCAUCCGCCAUACGACCGGUCAGUACAUCCAGGUCAUCCAGCCGAAAGCUCAUUACCACCCGCUAUUCCACCCCCAAUGGCGCAACAUACACCUCUUCCGGCACUCACAGGGCGCUCUCCUCGCCUAGCUCCUGACCCUCGCGACAACUACCAGCGAAGCCCGCGAGACUAUCCAACAACACAUUCGGUAGAUCCCCGGAUCCCGUCCCCUCGCAUGCAUGCUCCUUCCGCCUCACAUAGCAAUGGCGUGGGACACUCUGUGCGCAGCCCGCGGACAAUGAGCCAGGCACCGCCAACCCCCUUACCACAGGUCGCGCCCUCCCCCGGGAGUUCCAGACCAGCCGAUUCCAACCACAACAGCAGCACAGCCACUACCUCUGCCACCACCGUUCCCAGCAUUGGGGCGCUGAUGAACGGCGCCUCGGGCCCCUUAUCAUCCAUCACAUCCGCACCGUCGAACAAGCUCAACGCUCCUCGCUUGGGCGGCAGUCCUCGCGCGGAAGGGCCGAAAGAUAUCCCCAGCGAAAAGAUUGGGUUUGGGGGCGAGGAUAUGCGGGCUCUGCGACAGCUGGAUCGUGUCUUUACCGCUUAG
Molecule: messenger RNA, 1425 nt
Organism: Aspergillus novofumigatus IBT 16806
Lineage: Eukaryota; Fungi; Ascomycota; Eurotiomycetes; Eurotiales; Aspergillaceae
Product: camp independent regulatory protein
Exons: 1
Coding region: 1-1425 (474 amino acids)
Molecular function (GO): DNA binding
Source: RefSeq, a predicted model, not a curated record